This is a messenger RNA of Lachancea mirantina, 1992 nucleotides long. The record is from the annotation of a GenBank genome assembly. NCBI's taxonomy places the organism in Eukaryota, Fungi, Ascomycota, Saccharomycetes, Saccharomycetales, Saccharomycetaceae.
AUGUCAACAGAAAGCGACAUUGCUAGAAAAUUUGGAGAAGGAGCUGAGAAUCCUGAAAUUUUGAGGCUACUAAAAGACAUCGAAAGCAUUUAUUCAUUGGAUACAGAAGAGCUGUAUAUCAAGUGGGAGCAGUUUUCAUAUCACAAGAACGGGAAAGUCGCUGAGUUGAACCUUAGAAAUGUCGAACUUUUCAAAGGUUUCAUUCAGCAGCAAAUUGAACGGAAAGCAGCUACAAUUGGGCUCAACAAUUCAGGCUCAGCAUCCGUCAGGAGGCCUAAGAUUGCUAAGCCUAGUAAUGGGGGAAGCCCCUCAUUGUUUGGAUUUGCCUCGCCUAAAACUCCGCUAAUGAAGAAAAGACGCACUGACACCACACCCAGUAAACUGGGUAACUUACAUAUGAAAAGCGACAUCUCAGCAGAUGAUACUCUUGGGUCAAUUGAGCGCUCUCGAUAUGAUCUCGAAUCGCCUAGUGGAACAAGCCGAAGCGCCGAAGUUUCUUCACCAUUCAUGGUUAGCAAUGUGGAAAACAAGACAGAAAAGGGCCAAAUACUGUUAACAUUAAAUCCUCAGAACAUUGAAAUGUCGAAAGGGCAAAAAUUUGAGACCAAAAAUAAGGUAAGUAUUGUCCCUUUCUUCGAUUCAGAGAAAUAUCAAUACAGAACGAUGAGGCAAAACAUCUUGGAGGCUGCAGACGUUCUCGAUGAACAAAUCGAUAUUUUUACGGAAGCCGUCCAACAGCACUACAAUCUAGCUGUCUCAGAUAUUGGAGAUCCCUCUCGCCAAUCCCAAUCCGAAAUAAUAGCUGUAGGCAGAAUCGUUGCAGAUGCGGCCGACUCAGAGAGUAACGUCAAUAUCCACUCCUUGGCCAUCGAAGCCUCUCGUUCAAUGGGCAUAGGAAGAAGAGUUCGUCUCAAUCUAGAAAAAAUUGAGGAAGCGUCUUUUUUUCAAGGUCAAAUUGUUGCCCUUCGAGGCAAAAAUGCUAAUGGUGAAUACUUUAUGGUCGAGGAAGUUAUGGACAUACCUUUUUUAAACUCUCCUGUGUCUACUUUGAAGGAAUUGAAGGAGUUCGAAGAGGAGCCGGAGGAAGAGUCUUUAAAAAUCGUCAUAACUAAAGGCCCUUACACGGCUGCGAAUGAAUUAGAUUUCAGCUUUUUGAAAGAAUUCGUCGAGAGGCUCAACACCGAGCUUGUGCCGCACGUCUUGAUGAUGUUUGGCCCAUUUUUGGAUAUCAUGCAUUCACAAAUCGAAUCCGGCUGUAUACCGCAUUUCCCAGGGUUGACCACUCAACCGAGGACCCUUGAUGAGAUCUUCAAUAAAGUUGUAUCACCGAUACUCAAGAACAUAAAUGAGAAAAUACAAGUGAUACUAAUACCGUCAACAAACGAUGCCAUCAUGAAACAUGCAUCCUAUCCACAGUGCGCUAUGGAUCGCAAAGCCUUACAUCUUCCCAAGACCUUCAAAUGUUUUCCCAACCCUUCAAUUUUCAAGCUAAAUGAAUUCUUUUUCGGCUGCUCUAAUUUGGACGCAUUCAAGGAUAUACGUGAAGCCGUAAAAGGAGGUAAAACUUACUCUAGAAAUAGGCUAGACAGAAUUGCGGAGCACGUAUUGCAGCAGCGAAGAUUCUACCCGUCAUUUCCUGGCAGUAUAAAAAAGCGCAAGACAGUGAACGCCAAAGGACAAGAAGUAUGGGAGCACUUAUCAGGCGCGAAUUUGGAAGUUGACUUUCUUGGAUUGAGCGAAUUUGUUGCGAAACUUAUACCAGAUGUUGUUUUAAUUCCGAGCGAAUUGACUUACUUUGCGAGAAUUGUCAGAAACGUCUUAUUUGUGAACCCUGGUCCUUUUGUAAGACCGACUGGACUACGAGGAAGCUUUGCUCAGGUUUGCGUACAAUCACCUGAGAAGAGCGGAGUUGAACUAACUAGAGUCGACGGAGAAGAAGUCUUGUAUACGAAUGAUAUUUGGAAGAGAAGCCGAGUUGACAUAAUAACCUGA